AUGGCUUCAUCCCCACACAGCUCCUCUCAUCUCUACUUCCUCCUUGUCUUCUUCCUCCUCCUGGCUGCUGCCACAGCCUUCCCGGUGACCUCCGAGUUCGAACUCGGCCGGCAGAGCAGAAUCCACUUCCGCGUCUACUUCCACGAGACCUUUCUCGGCCCCGACAACACCACCGUCACCGUGGUGAACAUGAGCCUCCCCAACACCUUCGGGGACGUCGACAUCUUCGACGCCGUGCUGAGGACCGGCCCCUCCAAGCGUUCGACCGAAGUCGGGAGGGCGCAGGGCGUGAGCUUCCACGCGUCGCAGCGGGACGAGUCGUCGCUGAUACCGCUGGUGCUGGUGUUCACGGCCGGGGACUUCUGCGACAGCACGCUCACGUUGAUAGGGAGGAUGGACACCUCCGGGAAGGCGGACCGGGCCAUCGUGGGAGGGACUGGGGUGUUCCAGUUCGCGUGGGGGAACAUGGUGAGCAAACUGGUGACGUCCGACAAAGCGGGACUCGUCGCCGCCUUCGACAUCUAUGUCGUCUAUUAUGACGACGUCCGUCUCACCGCCAUCGCGUGA
Molecule: messenger RNA, 567 nt
Organism: Musa acuminata AAA Group (dessert banana)
Lineage: Eukaryota; Viridiplantae; Streptophyta; Magnoliopsida; Zingiberales; Musaceae
Product: pterocarpan synthase 1-like
Exons: 1
Coding region: 1-567 (188 amino acids)
Source: RefSeq, a predicted model, not a curated record